Drosophila willistoni is the source of this 8417-nucleotide messenger RNA. RefSeq names its product small subunit processome component 20 homolog. The transcript is spliced from 5 exons. Lineage: Eukaryota; Metazoa; Arthropoda; Insecta; Diptera; Drosophilidae. Gene Ontology annotation, cellular component: 90S preribosome; nucleolus; small-subunit processome. Bases 75 to 8312 code for a protein of 2745 amino acids. The record is from RefSeq and is a predicted model, not a curated record.
CGCACGUGCACUUAAAUGUGGUCGGAUUUAGUUUAUUUGUAUUUAUUUUAAUAAUUAUUAGUGGAGCCAUCAAUAUGGCAUCGCUAGCAGAGAAAACAAAGGAUACCAACACAUUUCGGUUUAAAUCCUUUGGUGACCGAGUAAACGAAAUAGAUCUACGCCGCUUGGCCCUCUAUCACAUUGGCCAUCGCAAUGAGGAGCUCGACGAGGCGGAGACGGAAACCUAUUUCCAGCAGACUCUACAAAAAUGGAAUGUCCUUAAUCUCACAGAGGAAUAUAAUUAUUUUAGCAAACGUUGCCGGAAAAUCGUGACCCUGCCGCAAUUGUUGCAUCAAAAAGAUUUUGUAAUUGAUUUGCUCCUGGAACGUUUGGCCACUGCCACAAAUCUAUCGCAACAACCUCUGUUGGAGCUACUCUAUGUGCUGGCACGAGAUUUACGCGAGGAAUUCUAUCAAUAUUUUCAACGAGUAUUGGAUCGCUUGAUUUGUCUUCUCAAUACCCAAGAUUCCGAGCAAUUGGAGUGGACGCUAAUAUGUUUAGCCCAUUUGUUCAAGACACUGAAACCCUAUUUGAAGCGAAACAUUGGUGUGGUCUUUAAUGCCAUCCUCCCAUUGCUGGAUGAACAACAUUAUGCCGAGCAUGUAACCAAUUUUGCUGUGGAAUGUUUUGCCUAUAUAGCGCGAGAUGUCAGAGAUUUCCCUCGAUUUCUUGCCUAUGUCUUGAAAACAGUAUUGCGUGAGCAAGUCGAGAGCAUCAAAGGUUGCGGCCGUCUAAUCUAUGAGAUUCUUCGCGGAGUCAAUGGACAAUUGCAUAAUUCAGCUGGCGAUUUGGUGGCCCAGAUUCUCGAUGUAUUGGUCAAUAAGGAGGCCACUUAUACCUCCGAUCAAACAGAUCUAUUGUCUGAAAUAUUGGAACAUUCGUUGGAAUUAAUUUUGCCAUAUGUGAAAACCGAUCAAAUGUCCAUAUUAUGGCAGAAAUUAUGCUUGGCCAUUAGUCCGGAUGAUGACAAAUAUAUAGUUAACCUAAUGUUACCUUUGGUUAGCUACAAAGAUGGGCGUUACAUUUCGGAAUUGACUCUCAUUGUGUCCACACUACUGAAACAACUCGAUCAAUCGAAGCAAGUGCAACAAUCGCUGACUUCGCUGAUUACUCAUCUCCUGACUGCUUCACAUGCCCAGCUAACGCAACUCGAUGCCAGCAGAUUACUCACCAAACUCCUGGCCACAAGCGAGAAAUCGUUCAGCAUCUAUGAAUCGAGCAUUUUGGAAUUACUGAAUUAUCCGCAAUUUGAACUUUUAGUUCUUCCCCAUGUCAUUGCCCAUUACGAAGCGAGCAAAGGAGAUUUGCCCAGUUUGGAACUGCUUGGAAGAAUCAUUUUACACAAGAGACCUUUGCAAUUGGAUGCCACUUCUCUGUCUCAAUGGCAGAUUUAUCCUUUACAAUUAAAACAAAAAUCAACGAUGGAUAAACUCACCAAGGAUUUAGCCAAAAUCGAUCUGAAUACUGAAGAACAUUUGUUAUUACUUUUGCUAGUUCCUCAUUUCAGAGGAUUCAGUAAAGAUUUCCUAGAAAAGAGUCUCCAGAAGGCAAUUGAGGAUCACUUCACCACCCUCUCCAAGGAUCACUUGGCCUUACUUUUACUGCUGCAAACUUAUUUCCUGCUGAAAUAUAAAUUGCCAACCAAACUGGGUAUCAAACUUCAUCAAUCUCUUCUGCCAUCUAUAUCUAAGGAUCUUUGGGCUUUGGCCUGUUUGGAGUUAUUGCUGAUUGAAUUGCCUAAAAAAGAUUUGGCCCAAUCAAAAGAAACUAAAGCCGCUUUGGCUCCACUCUUGACACACUCGCAAGUCCAAUAUAGACGCAUGUCUUCCCAUUGCCUGCAGCUACUGGGCUCAUUGGAGAACAGUAAAACGAAUCCUUAUACUUAUUUUCAUGCCGCCAGCUGUGUGCAACCAACUGUACAUAAUUAUCGUGAGCUUCUACUGCAAUUGCAACAAUUGGAGCCAAGUUCGCUGCACUUUAAGGAUUAUUCGCAGUUGCCGCAUUUCAAGGAACACACUAUCAGCCUGCUUCUGGGCUUACUUUACAAUAAUUUCAAAUUCAUUUGGGCUCCGGUGCAGCAGCUCUUGGCAGCCUAUGUCAAGGAAAUGGAAAUCGAAGACUUUUGGCUAAUCUUCAAGGACAAAUUAGAGACAACAGUUGCCAUAAUCCAUCAGAAAAACGAAGAUUCCCAAGUGUCUGCAAAAAGAAAAAGUUAUAUAUCAUCUGCACUGACAUUAAUGCUGCCACAAGAGGCUGAGGAAACGGUGGUUGGGCAGGACCAAAACGUACAACAGGCUCUAAAUUAUCGCCAAUUGCUAUGGCAGUGUAUUCCCAAAUUGGGUCAAGUGGCAGAGGUAAAAAAUAAGGAUAUAGUGCGUCUAUUUCUUGAUUUCAUUGAAGUCGAAUAUCAUGGAGAACUGGAAAAGACCGAACAUACUUGGAAUGUGACCGAGGAGAAGGAAGCUACCCAGUUGCUUGAAGAUAACGAUGAUGAUGACGAUGAAGCGGUGGAGACACCAAGUCAAACCCGACGCAAACGUAAAAACUACAAUACACAAACGAAAUUUAUUUUACAAACUCUUCAACUAAAACUUGCUUGCUUCACAAUUCAACCCAAUCCCAAGGCUUUGUAUCGUCAAACCGAACUGAAAGAAUUCUAUUUGGAGCUGCUGGCUGGACCAAAUCCUCAACUGCAACAAUUGGCAUUGGAUUGCCUUGUCAAGUAUAAGGAUCCAACCGCCUUGGUCCAACAUAAAUCGACACUCAGCGAUCUCAUUGAUGAAUUGAAAUUUAAGUCCACUCUAAGCACUUGGAAUCUCUCAAAUUUGCAAACGGAGGAGAGAGCCCAACUAUUGCCAUACGUGCUGCGAUUGCUCUAUGGCAAAAUGUUGACCAAGGGAUCACAGAAGCAACUAAGCGCCCAGCAACGUAAGACCCUAAUCCUACGUUUUCUGGGUCAACUGGAGGAAUUGGAAAUUCUCAACUUUCUACAAAUGGCUUUUGGACGUUUUAAUCUAUACACGGAUAAACCAAUUGAAGAACUCCAUCUAGAAGUGAUUAAACACUAUGAUCCUUCUGCGGUUAUAGCAGCAAAACAAUUGCAGCGUAUCGUUAAUCUUCUCGAGCUUAUACGCAAAGAAUUUGCUGGAAAAUUAAGUGAGAAAUUUCAAAGUUAUGUUUUAAAAUUAUUGCUUCUAGUGGGUAGUGUCGCACAGCAAGUAAUCGACGGAGGCGAGGGAGGAAAAUUGAUGGUGGCCUACAGAAAUGUUAAACAUGCUGGACUCCAGACAUUGGUUAACUAUUUCCAACAUUUAGUCGACAUGCAUGAACUGUGGCAAGAGCCAGAGAUACAAGCCAUUUGUGAGGUUUAUGUAUGGCCAAAUUUAUCAAGACUCUCUCAGGAUUCUAUACACAAUCCCACACCGCUAUUGAAAUUGCUUCUACUCUGGGGAGCCGAGGUCAACUAUCAAAAGUGGCUAAAGAGGCAGCCGGAGAAGGGUGCGGAUCCCAUUAUACAACAUUUGGUGGCCUUACUGCUCAACGAGAAAGCCAAACCAGUAGUGAAGCGAUCACUAUUGCAGCUAAUUGAGCAAAUAUUAGAAGCCACUGCACUAGAUGAGUAUAAGGAGGAAGCCUUGUCCCUCAUCCGACCAUAUAUACCAGAGAUUUUAAAGCAUCUGCAAGGCAAUUGGCAACGCAAAACAAAGAAACAAAUGCUGGACAGGAGGGAACUGAAUAUUUUGACUUUAAUAACAAGUCAUGUGGAUGAUGCCUCAACCUGUGAUCUACUCCUGCAAUUGGUUUUACCAAUUUUCUCGAAACAAGUAGCUGGAGCUGGGCCAGAGAUGGUUAUACAAUUAAUAACCACAUUGUCCAAUCUUCUGAAGCGUGUAAAGCAACCACAUAUCUAUGUUAAUCAAUUGGCGCCACUAUUUGAAUUGGUUCAGGUAAUAUCAGCCCGUAAGAUGUUGUGUGAAAUACUUACGGAUAUGGCCAAACAGUUGCAUAAAGCUGUCAAGGAUCAACCGCAAUUGAGUGCCCAGGCCACAGCUUUGAGGGAAUGGGCAAGGAUAGUUUAUCUGCUUAAUGCCUGGGAUAAACGAUGGAUCGAACAGCCCGACUAUGAUAAACGUUUGGAGGCUCUGAAAGAAGUUAAAGAAAUGGUGGCGGAGGAGGAGAAGAAGCAACAACUGGACAUGCAAUUGGCCAUUCUGGUGGUCUACAACUGCUUCUAUAUGCUUAGGCAUGACAAUGAUUUGGGCCUAAGAGUCAAUAUAGGAGAAUUACUCAAAGGAUUGCUGCCACAACUGACAAUUCAAUUGGCGGAAAAAGAUCGAAAUUUCUGGUUGGAUGACAUUUUGAUGCCCCUCUUCCAACGUUAUAUACGUGAUGAGAAGCAUGAACAUGCCAGGAGUGAGGCCAUCUCGGCUUUGGGUGAAAUGGCACGCCAAUGUCCCAUCGAUUGCCAUGAAGUGUUGCGAGAUUUGGCACCUUUAACGGAUAAGCACGAUUUGGAAGUGGAUUUCUUUGAGAAUAUUCUGCAUUUGCAAACCCAACGUCAUGGUCGUGCCCUCCAACGUGUGGUCAAUAUCUCGGCGGGUAAAUGGCGUCAAAUGCCACAGCCAUGUGCUCGAACCCUUACCCACAUCCUGAUGCCGCUGACUACGCGUUAUUUGCUGAAUGAUAAGCAUUCCGGCAAGCAUACCCUAAUAGAUGCCGCCAUCGAGGCGGUUGGAGUCAUGUGUGAGCUACUUCCGUGGCAACAAUAUCUUGCCAUACUCCGAUAUUAUCUAAACAAAUUGCGCUACUCUCAGACCCAUCAAAAGCAAUGCGUUCGCUUGGUCGUUCGCAUCUUGGAUGCUUUUCAUUUUGAUCUAUGUCAAGGACAAACUGAUGUGCUUAUGCUAAACCAACUCAAAGAGCAAUUAAUCAAAACUACAACAGAAGAAACCAAACCAACGGAGGAGGAGGAUGAGACGAAUGAAACCUCUGUGAAAGAAGAGACCGAUGAGUUGGACUUUGAUGCUGAAAAUGAGGAAGAGGAGGCGGACGAAGUGACAACCACAACAAAGGUUACCCGUACCUCCUUUCUAUUGUCAGCCAAUGCUGCUAAACGUGUCAUAGCAACCAUUACUACCAUUCUAUUGCCCGCUCUUAAUCGUUCCAUCACCGAAAAAACCAAUUAUGAUGCCAAACACAAAAUCAAUCGUCGUCGUUUAAGCUAUGAACGGGAGGAAGAGGAUAUUCAACGUGUGCCCAUUGCCUUGGCUAUGGUUAAGUUGCUGCAAAAGUUGCCCUCGGAUCUAAUGGAGAACAGUUUGCCAGGGAUCUUUAUGAAGGUUUGCACGUUUCUACGCUCACCCUUGAAGUCCGUACGCAUGCUGACCCGUGAUAUACUCAAGAAGAUUAUGUUGACCCUCGGUGGAAGCUAUUUGGGUUUACUGCUGGAGCAAUUGCAAUCUCUGCUAACGCGUGGCUUCCAAGUGCAUGUGCUUUCAGUAACUCUACACGGGGUCCUCGAUGCUCUUAAGGGAGAUGAAAACUUUAAGCCAGCACACAUUGAGGAUUGUCUGCAGAAUCUGCUGGAAGUGGCCCUGAAUGAUAUUUUCGGAGAUGUGAGUGCCGAAAAGGAAGUGGACAAAAUUGUGGCCCACACGCCAGAGGCGAAACCGAGUGCCAAGAGUUAUCUAACUCUACAUAUAGCUGCACGUUAUAUACGAGACAAUUGUUUGUUGGAUCUUUUGCUACCUUUUAAAGGACACUUGGCUAGGACGCAUUCGCGCAAAGUCACACAAAAGAUUCAGGAAUGUUUUGCCAAAAUUGUGGCCGGUUUGGUGGAGAAUCCUCACAUUGCACGCGAGAGUUUGCUGAUCUUCAUCUAUGGCACAAUGUCGGAGAGUAUAAGUGAUUUGGUGCCUGGAACACAAAAGCGUCAACUUACUGCCAAGGAGCAGGCCCUGAUGAGAAGAGCUCGUCCCGAUUGCCUGUUGCUUCAACCAGCUCCAAGCAGACGCAGCGUAGAAGUGGCAGGAAAUAAACAAGUGAAAUCCAAUGCCCAGGCCAAUGCUCAUAUUCUGAUUGAAUUUGGUCUCGAGUUGUUGCAUUUCGUGUUGAAGCGAAAGAAGCUCAAUGAACUGGACUAUGAGCCAUUCCUCCAACCACUUUUGCCCUUGCUAAAGGACUCUUUAAGCAGCAGCCAUGCAAGAACGACUACCUAUGCCUUGAAAUGUUAUGCGGCCAUUUGGCUUGGAGAUUAUAAGCUCUCCGAAUUGGAAGCCGUCGAGCUGGAGCCGGUGGUAAAGCGAAUGUUUGAGAUCCUAAAGAAUUUCUCAACAUUUGGCGCCACACGGCAGGAGGAGAAUGCCCAAUUGGUGCGCUCCAGCUUUAAGGCUGUGGUGGCUCUACUACGUAAAUGUGAGGAAUUCCAGCUAAACGAUGAGCAAAUCGAACAACUGUUGCUUCACAUCGAACAGGAGCUCCAGGAAGGUGAAUGUAGCAGUCAAUCGAUGUGCUUCACCUUGCUCAAGGCUCUGGUCAAUCGCAAAGUGGACACACGUUCAUUACACGAUCUAAUGCGACGUCUGGCCGAUUUGGCCAUCAUAUCUCAGUCGGAUUAUGUACGCGAUGAAUCGCGUGGAAUUCUUCUCAUCUAUCUGAUGGAAUACACACUGCAGAAGCAAGUGGAUCAAAUGGUGAAGUUCAUGUCAGUGCAAUUGUGUUACUCUCAGAUAGCUGGACGACAAUCGGCCAUCCAGUUUAUGCACUCAAUAAUCAAUAAGUUCCCUCAACUGAUUCUGGCCAAACAAUCGGAAUUCCUAUAUCUAUCUCUGGGCACGAGACUAGUCAAUGAUGAGGAUCCUACCUGCCGGCGCAAAGUGGCUAGUGCUCUGGAAGCUUUGCUUAGUCGUCUUAAUAAGGUGGAACGUCAACCUCUUUUGGACCUAACAUUAUUGUUCUUCACCUCAGAACAGGAGACCAGGAGAAAAGCAGGUGUAAGAGAAAUGGCUGCUGCUUUGCUCUCGAGAUUUGUUUUGGCCGAGAAGAGUCAAUUCGCUGAUAGAUUAUCCCAAGUGUUGCCUACUCUAGUAAAUGUAUUAACCAUUGGCGAUGCCGAGGCAGGCGGCAGAUUUGUCCGAGCUCCAGGAAAUUUAAGUAAUGCAGCGGAACAUUUGGAUGACGAUAAGAACAAAAAGAAAAAGCGACGAAAACAUCACGAGGACAUCCUGGAUUCGGUGGAUCCGGAAACUGAGUUGGAAGAAAAACAACGUGGCCUGGAUCACCAGAUCAUUCAGUUACAGUAUUGUCUCUUGAAGAUCUUUGAGCAUUGCGGUGAAUCACUUUUCUCAAAUGAUUCACUAGCACCCACUCUCGAUGAACUGGCCUAUGGGUGUCAACGAUUGCUUGGACACGAGCACAAUUGGGUGCGAUGCAAUGCAGCCAAAUUGCUGGCACAAAUAUUGUCUCAUUAUGAUUACGAUUAUGUUGGCCAACAAUUGGCGGGCAUAAAACGCGAGCAAGAAACAGAAGAAAAGUCAUUAGAAUUUAUCUAUCACCAGCCAGCUCAUGAUAUCAAGAGUUUGGUUUUGGAUUUAUGUGCUCAAUGCAUACCUGGUGAGACGGCAUCAGAAAUGAUUGAUGAGCUGGCCAAGAUUAUGUUGUAUAUAGCCCAAAUGAUGAGAGAUGUGCCUUUUGGUCUCAAGCAGGAGAUUAAAUUGCAGCAAGAGGACGAUGAAGUGAACGAAACACAGACUAAUAAAAUCAAUCUCUAUUGGCUGGUUAGGAAUAUACGUUUCCUAAUUAACAGGGAGGUGGCCAAGGCUCCACACGAUACCAGCUUACGAACCGCUUUAUUUACUGUCAUCGAGGGUCUGAGUACUUUGUUGAGUGUUGAUGCUGUCACCAAGCUGGCUCCGGCACUUCUUCAGGCUUUGGUGCGUGAAAUGUCCGAGGAGGAUCAGAAUGUAGACGCCGAUUUGCGACAAUUGGCUCUUACAGUAGGCAGCCGACUUCGUAAACGUAUUGGAUCCGAUAUUUACGACAAACUCCGCAAUUCGGUGCAAACCAAGUUAAUGGUUCGACGCGCUGAACGUCGAAAGGCUGUCGCUCAGGAAAAGAUCCAUGAUCCAGAAAGGGCGGCCAAACGAAAGGCUGGCGUCCAGGAACGCAAGAAGGUAGCGAAACGUCUAAAAACGGCCGUUUUACGUGGCAAAGCGCCGGACACUAAACAAAAAUUAAAGAAACGCAAACGGAAAGCGGAAUUCGAUGGAUUUUAAUUUAGUUUGGUUAGUGAUUUUAGCUAAGUUUGUAGGAAAGAAAACAUUAUAGAAAUGACCAUUGUAUAAUAUAUCUAAAAUGCAUACAUAUAUUAAGCAGAAUUU